Molecule: messenger RNA, 7627 nt
Organism: Drosophila takahashii
Lineage: Eukaryota; Metazoa; Arthropoda; Insecta; Diptera; Drosophilidae
Gene: Alk
Product: Anaplastic lymphoma kinase
Biological process (GO): regulation of neuron differentiation; multicellular organism development; positive regulation of kinase activity
Cellular component (GO): signaling receptor complex; plasma membrane
Molecular function (GO): ATP binding; transmembrane receptor protein tyrosine kinase activity; protein binding
Source: RefSeq, a predicted model, not a curated record
GCCGCAUCUCUCAGACGCCCAGCGGAUGUGGCACCAGAAGAACAACACAAAUAUCCACGAGAUACAUUCGUUCGCAUAGUCGAGAAACUGAAACUAAAAAGUAUCCCCAAGAUACACGCUCAUGUGCGCGGCUUUAAGUGAAUAUAAUUGAGGAACAAGUGAUAUAAAUAGUGGGAUAAACUCUUUCUUCAACCGCGGCACGUGCCGGGCACACUUUCCCCCUUCAAAUCUGCAAUCGAGCGAAGGUGGCAAUUAAUUAGGGAUAAAACCAACACACUCACCUGCGGGUGAGAGCUUUAGCGAUGAGCUGCCUGCACUUGAAGAACUUCAAAUGCGCCGACUGGUCGCCGUCUUUGCCCAGGAGUUAAGCAACUGAAUAUCAUAGCAUAAGUACACACCGCACUCAGAGGCAUUUUUCCGGAGGAAUUCUUCACGUGAAGUCUAUUGAAAGUGGUUUUCACAAGAGGGUCGUUAAGUAUGCCGCCGCACAGGCAGCUGGUGGUGGUGCCGAUGGUGGUGCUAGCCAUCCUGACCCUCCUGGCGGACCCCUCGCUUGCCCAGCGACCGCUGAUCAUGAACCACACCUUCAGCUCGCUGCCCAUGUCCCAGCAUCCGAGUUUCAACAGUUGGCCAGGUGCCUCGGGCGGAAAGCAAUUGCGUAACGGCCGGUUGCACGAGCAACCCUUGCCUCUGCCACAGCCCACUUUGCCGGUGGCCACGCAGUACGAGGACUACGAGGCCGCACCGCCAGGAUCGCGAAGGGAUAACAAGAGGCGACUGGCCCAAAUGGCCCAGCGUCCCGGAAGCGGAAAUGGCGGGCGGCGCGGCAUGGAAUCGCUGCGAAAGGAGCUAAUGAAUCCCUCGGUGGGUGGUCCGGGCGGAGGAAUUUCCGGCGGAAGUGCCGGCUACCCCUCGUACUCCGCCACCUCUUCCAUCGGGCGAAUAGAUGGAAUGCGCCAGAACACAGGAUCCUCGGAUCAUUAUGGAGCCCUAUACGAGCAGCUGAAGCAGCCCAGUGGCAUGUCCGCCAUGACGGCUGGCCCCUACUCCACUCGAUUCCCUCCUCUGUACGCCGGUGUGGACGACCAGCCCAAGCGCUCGAAUCAGCGGAAGAACUCCAUCAGUGAGCUGUACAAGCUGAAGAAGGCCCUCAAUCAAGCGGAUGAGCCUGCUGGCGGGGUAACCCAUGGCAACUUUGAAGGCGAUCCGCAGCCCUCGUCGGCGGAUCCGCUGCAGGAAAUCAAGGAUCGCAUCCGAGAUACAUCCCCGAAUGCGAACACCUACGCUCCCCACACGGAUGCCACGCCCUCGUCAGAGUACGAGUACGAACUGGGCGUAAAGUGCAAUUUCGAGACCCCAUGCAGCUGGACCUGGGGCAACUACACGGACGGCUUCCAAGUUAUAUCCGGCAUGGAAUUGUUCAAGAAGAAUCUCACAGGACUACUGCCAGGACCCACAGCUGACAGCAUCGACGAUGCAAACGGGAGAUUCCUGUACGCCCGCGUGCUUCCGAACUCGAAGCCCCUGAAUCUCACCUCGCCGGAAUUCAGCACCACCAUGGAGAAGUGCUUUCUGGAGGUGUACAUGCACCAGAGCGACAUGAGCCACGGACUUUCGCGGGUGGUGGUGGAGCCCCUUCACACGGCGGAGAGCAGUUGGGUUCCGGCCGAGAUCCUGGGCGACAAUCAGCGCCAGUGGACCAGGAAGGUAUAUCGCCUGGGUCGCGUCUCCCGCGAUUUCCGCAUCGUUUUCGAAGUGGUUCCCGAUCUGCGGCCGGGCCAGAAGGGCCAUGUGGCGCUGGACAACCUUCGGAUGGUGAACUGCUUCCCCGAGGGUACAAAGUCGGAAAAGUGCAGCACCUCGCAGGUCAAGUGCACCGCCAACAAGGUGCCCGUGUGCAUCCACCUGCCGCGAAUCUGCGACAUCACCAGGGACUGCGAUGAUGCGGAGGACGAGCAGCAGUCGUGUGAUAAAAUACCCUACGGCGGUCGGUGUGACUUCGAGGAGGACUGGUGCGGUUGGCGGGACUCGGGGAAGACGACGCUCACCUGGUCGCGGCACACGGGAUCCUCACCCACCCACGACACCGGACCGGACGGGGAUCACACGAUGCAGCAUCUGCAGAACAACACCAGCGGCUACUACAUGCUGGUCAACAUGAAUCAGCACCAGAACAACACGGAAAAGAACUCGAUCAUUGGUUUCGCCAGCAAUGCGGUCAUGGUCAGCAAGACCUUUAAUCCGCCGCCAUCGGUGCAUGGAAACCCGGACUCUCCCUAUCGCAACUCCUGUGUGGUAAGGUUCUUCGUCCACCAGUUCGGCAAGAAUCCGGGCAGCAUCAAUCUCUCCGUGGUGGAGAUGAAGGAGAAGGAGAACAUCACCACCACGCUGUGGUGGUGCACCAAAAACCAGGGCAGCGAUUGGGUCAGGUCGGAAUAUGUACUGCCAAAUAUUACGUCCAAAUACUAUCUGCAAUUCGAAGCUCGCAUGGGCAUGAGAAUCUACUCGGAUGUGGCUGUGGACGACUUCUCGCUGAGUCCCGAAUGCUUCGGCCUCAAUAUCCCGGCAGAUCACCUAGGUGGCUACAACUACUGGGAUGUCCGGCAGAAUCUGAAGAGUCCUUCCUACAAAGACUUCGAGUACACCAACUAUCUUGAGCUAACCAGCUGCGACACUCGUGGCAUGAUAGGACCCUCGCAGGCGGAGUGUGAAGCUGCCUACAGGGAGCAAAACAAAACGCAUGUCCUUCGGGAGGUUCAUGUGGUGGAGGACCAGAGCAGCUACAAGGGCAUGCAGAAGUGGAAGGUUCCCCACGAGGGACACUACACGAUCAUUGCCAAGGGCGCCAGCGGAGGUCUGGGUUCCGGUGGCGUGGGCAGCUCUCGAGGAUCGGUGGCCGUGGCCGUGCUGGAGCUUCACAAGCACGAGGAACUUUACUUCCUCGUCGGACAGCAGGGCGAGAAUGCCUGCAUCAAGUCGAUGGGGGUUCUCAAGGAAGCUGGUUGCGGCACCGAUCACGACCUGGACUUGGGCCAAUAUAGCUUCCGUUCCAAGCAGGACAUGGUCAAGAAUAUCUAUAUCGAAAAUGGCGCCGGCGGCGGUGGCGGUGGCUCCUAUGUCUUCCUCCUCAAUCAGGCGAAGAACGAGGCAGUGCCUCUUUUGGUGGCCGGUGGUGGCGGAGGUCUUGGAAUCGGCCAGUACAUAGACGAGGACUUCCAGCACGGACAGAAGGCAAAGCCCCUGCAACCGCCGGAAAGUGGGCAGAUCAACGGAGAGCCGCUGAACAAGAAGACCGCCGGACCAGGCGGAGGAUGGAGGGCCAAGGAGGACCAGGCCCUGAGUCCCACCAACGGGGCUGCCCUACUGCAGGGCGGUCGUGGUGGCCACUCCUGCUACGUUGAGCUGGCGGACAACGGAACCUCCGUUCACAGGCAUGGCCAAGGUGGCUUCGGUGGCGGCGGCGGUGGCUGCAACACUGGAGGAGGAGGUGGUGGCUACGCCGGCGGAGAUGUCUACCUGACCGAGUCGAAUGGCGAGGGAGGCAGCUCCUACAUCAGUCCCAGUCGAAGUCUCCGCGAAAUUAGCGAAAUACAUGCGGGAGCCAGCAGUGGACCAGGCGCCAUCAUCAUCAUUCCGGCCAUCGAGGGCUGUGGCUGCGACUACAGGUGCGUCGCCCUGGACGAGUUCCGCUCGAAGGUGCGGUGCAUCUGCCCGGAUGGCUGGAGCCUGAAGCGGGACAAUCACACCGCCUGCGAGAUUCGCGAGGAGGCGGGCAAGUCAUCCUUCCAGUACCUCGUCUCCAUCCUGAUGAUUUCGCUGGCAGUGCUCUUCAUCUGCAUAGCGGCACUCAUCUUUAUGCUGUACAAUCGCUAUCAACGGAAGAAACAGUCGAAGAAGCGCCACAAGAUGCUCGUGGAGCAGGAUCUUCAGUUAACACGAUUGCGCAACAAUAUCGACGAUUCCAAUCUGAACAACUUCAAUCCCAACUACGGAUGCGAUGGCAUCCUCAAUGGCCACAUCGAUGUCAACAGCUUACCCCAAGUGGCACGCGACUCUCUGCAGUUGGUCAAUGCCCUGGGCAAAGGUGCUUUUGGCGAGGUAUACAUGGCAUUGUAUCGCCAUCGGGACGGAGACGCCGUGGAAAUGGGCGUGGCAGUGAAAACCCUGCGCGAAGAUCCCAAGCGGGAAAAGGAGGAGGACUUCCUCAAGGAGGCAGCCAUAAUGGCCAAGUUCAAUCACCCGAAUAUGGUGCACUUAAUUGGCGUCUGCUUCGACCGUCAGCCGUACUACAUAGUUCUGGAGCUACUCGCCGGCGGGGAUCUGCAAAAGUUCUUGAGGGAGAAUAGAAACACCCCAGAACGACCCUCCCUCUUGACCAUGAAGGACCUGCUGUUCUGCGCCCUGGACGUGGCCAAGGGAUGUCGUUACAUGGAGAGCAAGCGAUUCAUCCAUCGGGACAUUGCCGCCAGGAACUGUCUGCUGAGCAGCAAGGGUCCAGGCCGAGUGGUGAAGAUCGCUGACUUCGGCAUGUCCCGGGACAUCUACAGAUCGGACUACUAUCGCAAGGGAGGCAAGGCCAUGUUGCCCAUCAAGUGGAUGCCGCCGGAAGCCUUCCUGGAUGGCAUAUUCACCUCCAAGACGGACGUCUGGUCCUUUGGCAUCCUCCUGUGGGAGGUCUUCAGUCUGGGCCGUUCGCCAUAUCCCGGUCAGCACAACACGCAGGUGAUGGAGCUGGUGGUGCGUGGCGGUCGAUUGGGGUCACCCACCGAGUGCCCCGUCUCCAUAUACAAGGUCAUGGCCGACUGCUGGAACCCCACGCCCGAGGAUCGACCCACUUUCAUCACUCUGCUGGAGCACCUAACCGCCUGCACUCAGGAUGCGAGCAUAAUGAACGCCCCGCUGCCCAAUAUCCUGGGGCCCACGGCCUCCGAAAGGGACGACACCGUCAUCCGGCCGCCCAACGGCGAGGAGUUCUGCUUGGCGGUGCCCGACUACCUGGUACCUUUGCCCCCGGGUGGUAGCAGUAAUCCGUCGGUGGCCAGUGGUUCGGGCUAUGUUCCCGAGUCACAGCGCCAGCAGAUGAGCUCCUGCACCCCACCGGCGGUCACGUCGCCCGCUGCACCUCAUCCCAGGCCGGUGGAGAAUCUCGCUGCCGCCAAUGGCGAUUGCUGGGAGACGUCUUUCAUACUACCGAAGUCCAAGGUCGAGCCGCCGGUGACUGGAAGUGGCCACGACGUCCCACUGGCCGCCGGGGAGGAGGCCAAGCUGAUCAGCCUGGACACACCGCAGCCCACGCCAACCACCAUCCAACCACCGCUGUCCUUUGCCUCCCAGCUGGAUGGCAUUACGCUGGAUCCCUCGGCGCUGUCCAAGGGUUUGCCCAACGGCAGUGCCAAGCAGUCGUACGCCAAUGUGCAGGUGAAGAACGAGAUCGAGGGAAAGCCCAUCAACGGGGUGGUGGGCAACGGAACGGUGAUGAACGGGGACGUCGCGACGGGUUCGGGUGGUGCCGAUUCACCCUUCACCAUCCAGGGAUACGCGGAGCGGUACAAGGACAACAACAAUCAUUCCGAAAUCAGUUGUUAAGGGGCACUCACAAAAAUGGUAGCCCAUAAUCAGGAUUAUACUUCGAAAGUCAACUAUUCAAAUUUCCAAAUGAUUUGAAGAUUUAUAAAAUCUUUAACCAAAGAGGACAGGUCAAGGAUCUACCGAUUAGCGAUAAAAACAUCCAGACUUUUGAAUUAUACUCCUGAUUUUAGGCAGCCUCUUUGUCGCUCACCGAAAACUUUGCGAGGCCCAGGAAAUUUGUCUUGUUUUUGGGGCAAUCACAAUUUGCUUGCGCCUCACCAGCGCAUUAAAUAUAUUUAUUCUCGAAUCAUAUGAGAAAACAAACAAUUGGAAUAACAGAAACCGAGUGAGAACUUCACAAAAAAAUUGUAUUGUAAUUAAUCUUAAAUUUGUAUUGCGAAAAACAAAAAAACCAAAGUCGGAUUACAAGAAACUGCAAGUAACAUAUAAACUUAGUUGAUAUAAAUAGUUUAGUUUUUUACCAGAUAUUAGUUUUGCGAAAACAGUAAAAUGAAGUAAAAGAACGUUUUGCGAGAGGUUGUAUAUAUUAAUUGUAUCUAAGUUUUACAAUUACCUUUAGUUUAAUUGAACUAUUUUUUUAUAUCUUUAGUUGCCAUACCCUUAGUUAACGUUUUAAGCUGAUGACUGAAAUGCCAAACAAUAUUCCUAAAGUAAAAAAAGUAAAGAACGAAACGAUAGCUUAUUUUUAAUACGCAGUCCAGAACCGGGAACCAAGAUGCCAACUCAAAGUAGUUCAAAGUGUCAAAGCAAAUAGCUCGUUUAAAGUUCACAAUAAUACCACAGAUGUAGUCAGAUAUGCCAACACAUAUGUUUUUAACAUAGGACAUAUUUCAUUUUAGGAUUCUCGAUUCUUGUAUUCUUUACUCCGAAUGAAAUUAAACUUAGUGUAAAUAACAAGCUUCCGUCGUAGCGAAUUACGUAUAUUGUAUGUAAUUGAAUAGUCCUAGGGAUAAUAAAAAGAAGUAGAGUAUAAAGCGAUAGAAGAAAAACUACAAUUUACAGGGUGAUUUUUAUGAAAAUUCAGUUGUAUGUUUGAAAAACAAAAAUUAGCAUUAACGAAACCAAGUUGACGCAACGACUUUCAGCUCGAUUUGAGUUGCUUAAAAUGUUGUACAAUAUUCUUUCAGCACAGCCCUGUAUUUGUUCAUAAUCAUCAUUAACGCUCUUUUUUCAGGUGUUGAUCGGAAUUCGAAAUUUUGUACAUUUAGUUGGAACGUAACAAACAAGCUUUAAAUUAUAUAAUUUUUAUAAAGAUAUAUUAACGAUAUACAAGUGAGGCGACAACAUAAUAUUUAACCAAGCAGAAAAUAAAUGAAUUAUACAAGAACGAGGCUCGCAGGAGCCAAAUUUAAAUUAUUAUAUAUUGAGGUAGGUAUACAUGCAUAAGCAUUUAUGUAUGUACAAUUAGGCAUAAGCAAAUUGAGUGUGUGUUUAAAACAGCAAAUCGAAAAACAAAAAAUAUAUACAUACUUAGAUAAUGAUACCGAACAUAUAUAGGAAGAAUAACGUUAUGUCUAUGUUUUGCUUUAUGUACAAGUCUACUAUUAUAUGCGCAUUCAUCUAUAUACACGCAAACAUAUUCUCGUAUAUAAACAUAUGUAUAAUCAACUUAUAUAUCCAAUAUGUAUGUGCGACUAAAGCGAACCGUAAAUUUAAAUGCUGAAUACGCGGAAACCAAAAAACAUGUAAAUUACAUUUAUAUUUACAUAGGUCUAACACGCAUAUUCAUCCGAUCUCUCGUUUUUAUUUUAUAAUACGUAGUUUCGCUUAAGAUUAAAUGAAAUUUAACGAUUUUUUAAAACUAAAAUCAUUUCUAGGUGAACAGAUUAUUUUAAUAAAGUUUCAGGAAUAAUCAUAUAAAGUAAGAACGAGAAAAAGGUUGAAUAUACAAUUUACAACAUACUUUAAAAGCGACUUGUCACAGAAAAUACCGGAACCCAAACAAAAAAAAUGUACAAAAUAAAAUAAAAACCAAUUGAGAGAAAAUAGAAAUAAAUAAAAGUCUACCAAUGUAUGCUCACAAUCGAGUGCUCAAUAA